CUUCUCUGCUUUGAGAGGCAGCGGAUUCUGCUGCUCUUCCCAACUACUUUCCACUGUCUGCCACCUUGUCCUUUCUUUCUGGUGGCAGCAUCUGGGGAGCCCAUUGCUGCUGCUGGAGCUGUGUGCACCUGAGAGCCAGGAAGGCACUGCUGCUCUAACACUGGCUCUUUGCCUUGUUUCCCACUGCCAAACCCCAUCAGGAGUUAAAACCAAGUGAACACUUUCUGCAGUUGGCAGCUGCUGCAGUACCUACAGGCAUAUUUUGUGAUUGGGGGAGAGGAAAAAAAAAAAAAAAGAGCAGGAUGAAUGCUAUAAUUGUAAAUGGGAGAAGUGCUAGCUGAAAUUUCCAUUUGGAAAGUGAUCCCCACCAUAAAAAGUGGCUGACUAUUGAAGUAGUAGCUUUCUGCUGGUACUCAUGCACUACUUCUUGCUUUAGGAGGCACUUUUUGUACCUGUGUGGGGUGUUGCUUCUACAAUUCUUCCUUUUAGCCAGUUUCUGGAAAUCUUCGUGUUUCUGUGCUUCAGUUUUUUUCUGCUGUGUGAAAAACUUGUGCUGAUGUCUUCUGCUGCCUGUAACUUUUCUUCCUCUUCUGUCUACACUUCUUCAUCUCCAGGACUUCUUCCUGUUGGUGUUUCCCUUUCUCUUCAUUUCCUCUUCCCUGAAGUUUCCACCUGGAUAUUUUGCUUCAGUUUACUGUGCUUUGAGAUGGCUGGCCAGGUGAUUGGGCAAUGCUACUCCCCAGAUACCAUUCUUGUAUUAAAAAAAAUAUUUUAAGAUUAUACAUCUGUUUAAUGAUGUGGACGAGUGUGCCCUGGGGCUGGACGACUGCCACCCAGAUGCUAUUUGUCAAAACACCCCGAAGCUGUACAAGUGCAUGUGCAAAGUGGGUUACACUGGAGAAGGGAGGAAAUGUGAAGACAUUGAUGAAUGUGACAACGACUUCAAUGGGGGCUGUGUCCACGAGUGUUUCAACAUUCCAGGGAAUUACCGCUGCACUUGCUACGAUGGCUUUAUGCUGGCUCACGAUGGCCACAACUGCCUGGACACAGAUGAGUGCAUGUUCAACAAUGGUGGCUGCCAGCACGUUUGUGUCAACACUGUGGGGAGCUACGAGUGCCUGUGCAAGGAGGGGUUCUUCCUCAGCGACAACCAGCACACCUGCAUCCACCGCUCCGAAGAAGGCAUGAGCUGCAUGAACAAAGAUCAUGGCUGUGCCCACAUCUGCCGAGAAACCCCCAAAGGAGGAGUUGCCUGUGAAUGCCGGCCAGGAUUUGAGCUGUCCAAGAACCAGAGGAGCUGCAUUUUGACUUGCAACCACGGCAAUGGGGGCUGCCAGCACACGUGUGACGAUGCUGACCACGGGCCUGUUUGUGGAUGCCACCCCAAGUACGUCAUGCACACGGAUGGCAAAACCUGCCUGGAGAGGGAAGAAGCUGCUGUUGAAGUUUCUGAGGGAAACACCACAGCAGCAGCUGAUGUGGACAAGAGAGUGAAGCGACGGCUGCUUAUGGAAACGUGCGCGGUGAACAACGGCGGCUGCGACCGCACCUGCAAGGACACGUCCACCGGAGUGCACUGCAGCUGCCCCGUGGGAUUCACGCUCCAGUUCGAUGGCAAGACAUGCAAAGAUAUUGAUGAAUGCCAGUCCAAUAAUGGAGGCUGUGACCAUUUCUGUAAAAACACUGUUGGCAGUUUUGAUUGCAGCUGCAGAAAAGGAUUUAAAUUAUUAACAGAUGAGAAGUCUUGUCAAGACAUCGACGAGUGCUCCUUCGAGCGGGCGUGCGACCACACGUGCAUCAACCACCCCGGCUCCUUCGAGUGCACCUGCAACAAGGGCUAUGCCCUCUACGGCUUCACACACUGUGGAGAUAUUAAUGAAUGUAGCAUCAAAAACGGUGGCUGCCAGCAGCUCUGUGUGAACACACUGGGAGAUUAUGAAUGCCUGUGUCACUCCAGCUACAAGCUACACUGGAAUAAAAAGGACUGUGUUGAGACAAAAGAUCCCUUGUCUGAUAAUGUGUCACCCAAGGUACUGCUGCACUGCAUUAAGAGUGGUGGGAGUGAUAGAUGCUUUCUGAGCUGCUCUCCAGAUGUCCAGGUAUUCUCUGGAACACAAGAUGCCUACACCCUCACCUGUGGCAGGUCCUCUCAGCUUAAGAAAAAGCAGCAAAAUGCAAAUGCUUCCAGCUGGCUGGAUGCUUCAGCCAUCAAGAUAAGCGUAACAUUUAAAUUAAAUGAAGGAAAAUGUAGUUUGAAAAAGACUGAGAUGUUUCAAGAAGGUCUGGAGCAGAUGAUACCAGAGAGACAAAACUCAGUCAUGGAGAGCUUCCACUACGUAAACCUAACAUGCAGCUCUGGCAAGAGAGUCCAUGGAGCCCUCAGCAGACUGACAGCGACCAGAGAGAUUUUUAUCACUGCGGACUUUGAGCUUGAGAUGAGCUGGAAGGAGGUGACAGACACGUGCGACGUGCGCUGCGCGCGGAAGAAGACGGAGAAGCGGUUCCGAAAAACCAUCCGGACCCUGCGGAAAACCGUCAGCAGGGACCAGUUCCGCGUCCGCCUCUCGGGCACGGAGCACGAGGUGGCCAGGAAGGCUCCCAGGCCAUCGGAGCCACAGCAGUCCUGUGCUGUGGGACAGCUGCAUCCCAGAUGUGAUCAGUGCUCCCCUGGUGAAUAUUCCCCUGAUGGCUUCAAGCCCUGCGUGCCAUGUCCCCUUGGAACAUUCCAGCCUGAGGCUGGGAGGGUGUCCUGCUUUCCCUGUGGAGGAGGGCUGACCACAAGGCACAGUGGGGCAUCCUUGUUCCAGGACUGUGAGACCAAAGUUCAGUGUUCUCCUGGCCAUUUCUACAACACCACAACUCACCGAUGUAUUCGCUGUGCAAUUGGGACAUACCAGCCUGAGUUUGGACAAAAUUACUGCAUUUCCUGCCCUGGGAACACCACUACUGAUUUUGAUGGGUCAACAAACAUUACACAGUGCAAGAACAGGCAGUGUGGAGGGGAGCUGGGAGACUACACUGGAUAUAUUGAAUCGCCCAACUAUCCUGGGGACUACCCUGCAAACACCGAGUGCACCUGGAACAUCAACCCGCCGCCCAAGCGCCGCAUCCUGAUCGUGGUUCCAGAAAUAUUCCUGCCCAUAGAGGACGAGUGUGGAGACUACCUGGUGAUGAGAAAAAGCUCUUCUUCCAACUCGGUGACCACGUACGAGACCUGCCAGACCUACGAGCGCCCCAUCGCCUUCACCUCCAGGUCCAAGAAACUGUGGAUCCAGUUCAAGUCCAACGAAGGGAACAGUGCCAAGGGAUUCCAAGUUCCUUAUGUAACCUAUGAUGAGGAUUACCAAGAGCUGAUAGAAGACAUUGUUCGGGAUGGCAGACUCUAUGCAUCUGAAAAUCAUCAAGAAAUACUUAAGGACAAGAAGCUGAUAAAAGCAUUGUUUGACGUGUUGGCACAUCCGCAGAACUACUUCAAGUACACAGCCCAAGAGUCCAGAGAGAUGUUCCCAAGGUCCUUCAUCCGGCUGCUGCGCUCCAAAGUUUCCAGAUUUCUGAGGCCUUACAAAUAGCUGGCACUGUACUCAAAAGCUAAAGCAGCCCUGGGCAUGCACACAGGGGCUGGGGUAGGUGGGACUGCUUUCUGUGUUUUACACACUGGCAGAGACACUCCAGGGAAGCUCGCCAGCUCCGUUCUUGGCAGAGUUUGGCUUUCUCAGCUCAUAUAAAUAUUUUGGUGAACAGAAUUUUGACUCCUUUCCAGAUAAUACCUUUUGGGGUACCAAAGGAUACUUCACAGUGCCAGAAUUGGAGACUGCCCAUGAUUUCUGUAACUGAAUGGUGCCAAGCAGAAGUUUGUAGAGCUCUGCCCUGUUGCUUCAUCAGCGCCUCUAAAAGUUAAUGAGGACAGACAGGCUAAGUGGUGUGGUUUGGGAUGAACCCUGGGCUGCCAUUAAUGCAUGUUACCUCAACAAAGCUGGGUUCAUGUUUGGUCUCGCUGAAAGUGAGAACAGCAUUGAUGUCUCUUAACAUUUGCUGUGCAGGAAAUUCAGAGCUAAGGCUGGCAUAGCUUUAAUUCAAACCAGUGAGGCCAAGAACUGCACAAGGUGCAGUUUUUCCCUGAACCACAUGUGGCAUGGAGCAAAGGGUUGAGUAUCAGCUUGAAUGUGGGUCUGGCUCACAUUGUGUCCAUGCUGGUGACCUAUUUGCUUCCAUGGAGCAAUACCUGAAUAAACUUUGGGCACCACAGGAGUGGAAAAUAGGUCCUGACCUGCUGGACAUUUCCAUUUUGGGCUGUCUGCAGCUGUUAGAUCAGAUUCCUUCCUAAAUCCAAGUGUUGUCCCUGUGCAUAGACCUGGGACAGCCAAAGGCAUCUUCCCACUUGUGUAAAAUUCUGUCCUCUGAGCACCUGCAGGUGAGCCCAGAAGCCCCAUUUUAAAUGCAGGCUUUGCAUAGAUGAUGCUCUUGGUACAACACUGUUUAAAGCUGAGUAAGGCUCUCGUAUGAGCCUCAGUUGUUACAUUCUCUACCUUUGCUGAGCACCUUGCAAUGGCCUUGUUAAGCACAGAAGAGCUGCUUUCCCUGUCUGGCUGGAGAGAAAGAGAGGCACAACGAUUCAACCAGACCGUGGCCACAAAAGUUGUCUAUGGCAAAUUGUUCCUCAGGACUCCCAGGCUCUGUGUCCUCCUCCUCAGGCUGUGUUUCCUAUUGGAGAAAAGGCUGUUCUGAGGGGGCCUGUAGGGAAACCUGAGUUGAUCAAAAUGUUCUCAGUGCUGUUCUGUCCACACUUACAUCUCCUCUGACCACACAAUCCAUUUUCUCAGAGUAAUGUACCUUGAGGACCUUCUGCUUUGGAGGGACAGAGCCACAGUCCCAUCCAUUUGGAAAUGGAAUUAUGACUUCUGUCUUUUGGUCACUGGUCAUGCCAAGGGGUGCAGUGGGCACCAAACUCCCUCUCUGUGCCAUCUUAGGAAUGGUACUUACAUUUCACAGGGUAGCCAGGAGAAAUUCUCCCAUUCCCAGGGUGUGGAGUCAGACCUGCUGGGUUUCAUUGCAUUGGCAUGUGGUAUUUAACUGCUGUAUGUGAAUAACACCGUGCCCACAGGGGACAGAGGAAACCCUCACCAAGAGCUGGGCUCUGAAUCUCCUCCCUGCCCUGUUGGGAGCAAAUGGGCGCUCCUGGCUCAGCCUUGCUGAGCUGCUGUGCCACAGUGUGUGUGGGGCAAGGACACAUCUUGGCCAUGGUGUGAUGGGGAGGGACGAAGGCUGGGGAGCAGAGCCUCUCAGGAUGGGGCUGUGUGGUGUCCUUGCUGCUGGGCAGGGACUGGCAGGCGUGGCCAGAGCUGGGAAAUGGUUUGUGCUGCUACCAGGAGAGAGAGCUGUGUCUCCCAGCUGCCUGGGAGAUGGCUGGGCAGGGCAGGGCAGGGCAGUGAGUGCCCACUCCAGGAGCAGCCUGCAGCAAGAGGAGCGAGGCACAGAGAGCUGGCAGAGCAGAGGAGAAGGGACACAGGUCCUUGUGUGUCCCUGGCAGCUGUGCUCCUCCUGAGCAGGGUCCCUGUGGGGACCUGUCCCUGCUGUCUCUGUGGGGAGGGAGGACAGGACUGUGUGGCAGAGGGCACGGAGCAGUGUGACUGGGGAGGGAGGCUGAGGAAUGCCAAAACAGCAGGAAGGGUGCUGAGAGGCUUUGCUGCAUCUGUGCUGUCCUGGAGAGAGCCCAGGGAGGUAUUUCCAGAGUUUCCCUGUGGCUGCCCAGCCCCUAUGCCAGAUGCAGUGACCAGUGACCCCAGUGAGCCACCAGCCCCCUCUGCGUGGCACUGGGCACUCUGGAGGUGCUGCAGUCCUGCUCUGGGGGUGGCACAGUGGGGACAGGGCCAUGGUGUGCCAGCUGCUGGGCUGGCCCAACAGAGGGGCUUUGCUGGCCCAUGCUCAGUUCCAAGGGCAAAGAAGGCAUUUCUGGCUGUGCUUCCUCCCAGGGAGGCUGCAGGUCUGAGCAGCUCAGGAACACACUGCCAGGGAUUGGUUUCAACCAGGGUUCAAGGCAGUCAAAGCUGUGAAACAUCCAUCCAGAUGUUUCUAAAGGGUGAGACUGGGCUGUGUUGCUCUGUGCACGAGUUACUGACCCGUGCUCUGGGUUGGUCACACUGCACCUCCUCUGCCAGCCCUGCUGUGCCAGCUCUGCACAGCUGCCUUUGGCACCCACAGUGAUCCCAGCUUUGCUUCUCCUGCCCCACAGUGAGCACAGGCCGUGUUCAUGGCUGGGAGGAGAGGGGUGUGCACGGUCUGGGGCUGAGGAGAGAACCUGGCCCUUCUCAGAGAGGAAUCCUCAUUGUUCCACAGCCCUGCUCCUUUCCUACUCAAACAACAAAUGGCUCAGAAGCACUUCUGUUACCCUUGAUCUAACAUUGUGGAUCAAAAUUUCCCCUUUUACUGUAAUUCCUGUGUGUUCAGUAAAAAGUGAAGAGGGAGUUUUUGCUACCUUGAACUCUGGGAGAAUUGAUAAUUUACACAAUGUUGUAAACCCUUGGCAUUGUAUCUUCAUAGUCAUGGUAGUGGCUCUGUAGAAAUUUCAGUUUCUACUUUCUGUGUGGUUGUAGACUGAUGAUGUGUUUUGGCAACAAAUGAUUCAAAAAAUGUUUAACCUUAUAAAACGAGAUGUAAUUUUUGGAAUAAUGAUUAGUGCUAACUGGGUGACUCAAUGUCAUCUACGUGAGAUAAGCAUGAGGAACAUUUUGGUGAUUGUAAAUUUAUGUAAAAUGUUUCAGGCUGUUACUCUUGAUAAGAGAAAUAAACCAGUGAACUUUUAGCUGCA
Catharus ustulatus (Swainson's thrush) is the source of this 6805-nucleotide messenger RNA. It is a transcript of the gene SCUBE2, whose product is annotated as signal peptide, CUB domain and EGF like domain containing 2. The record is from RefSeq and is a predicted model, not a curated record. Gene Ontology annotation, biological process: signal transduction. The coding region runs from base 876 to 3569 and encodes 897 amino acids. Lineage: Eukaryota; Metazoa; Chordata; Aves; Passeriformes; Turdidae. Gene Ontology annotation, molecular function: calcium ion binding. Gene Ontology annotation, cellular component: cell surface. The transcript is spliced from 22 exons.